GGUGCGCAGAUCGGUUGCGCACGGUUAACGGGUUAAGCAGCCCGAGUCCCCCCCGAAGGUGGUGCCUGCGCUUCGCCGGCGGCUGUGCGUGGAGGAGGGGGAGGUGUCUGCGGGGCAGGUGGGUGGGGUUUUCUCGCGUGUGCUGGGGGAGUCAGCUGAGCCUGCAGCCCGUGAAAAACUGCCCGUUUUGGACGGGGGAUGUUGUGCGCUGGGGAGACCGAGAGAGGAGAGCUCCGCUGAGCAGCGACUUUGCGUUGGUGAGCUCUGCGGCUGAAGUUGCGUUAAAAGUCGACCCUUCCCUGGCUCGCAGCCGUUAUUUUCUUUGGGAGGGCUCUGGCUUGAAGCUUCUUGUUACCUCUCUCAGAAGUGGAUGUGAUAACCAGACAACAGGAUCAACAGGAAGAUAACAUGGCUUUGGCUGGCUGCCCGGACUAUUUCCUGCACCAUCCAAAUUAUCAGGAUAAUGUAGAUCGGGCUGCUACUCACAGGCCAGCAGAACUGAUUGGACCAAGUUUCCAGCAAUCGCCUAAUCGGAACUCUCCUAACAAUCAAGAUGAUGACGUUGACCUGGAAGCUUUGGUAAAUGAUAUGAACUCUUCUUUCGAGAGCCUCUAUUCUACAUGCAGUGUGCAGUCCGAGUCAGCCCCUCUGCUUCAAAAUGGCCAGUUCCACCGUGCACCCCUCCAGACCUCAGGAAUAAAUCCCCCUGCACAGCCCACAUCCCCACAGCAGAAAGUGAGGAGGUCUCAGCCAAUGCAUAUUCAUGCUGUAAGGAGACUUCAAGAAGAGGAGCAGCAGCUUCGGACAUCAUCUCUGCCAGCCAUCCCAAAUCCCUUUCCUGAACUGUGCAGCCCAGCCAGCUCUCCUGUCCUCAGUCCUGGCUCCUUACCUCAGUGUCAGCCUUCUGGCCAAUAUAUCGUUAAAAUUUUUAGUGAGGAUGGGACAGGCAAAGUAGUGGAGAUACCAGCAGACAUGACGGCUAGAGACCUCUGCCAGCUGUUGGUGUACAAGAGCCAUUGUUUGGAUGACAACAGUUGGUCCCUUGUCGAGCACCACCCUCAUCUCGGACUAGAGAGGUGCUUGGAGGACCAUGAACUUGUGGCUCAAGUUCAAACAUCAAUGACAAGUGAGAGUAAAUUUCUCUUCAGGAAGAACUAUGCCAAAUAUGAAUUUUUUAAAAAUCCUCUGAAUUUCUUCCCAGAGCAGAUGGUCGCGUGGUGCCAGGAAACCAAUGGUACCAUUCCUCAGUCACAGCUCUUGCAGAACUUUUUAAGUCCUAGCAGCUGUCCCGAGAUUCAGGGGUUUUUGUAUGUGAAGGAGAUGGGAAGGAAGUCUUGGAAGAAGCUGUAUGUGUUUUUGAGACGAUCGGGCCUUUACUGCUCAACAAAAGGAACAUCCAAGGAGCCAAGGCAUUUACAGUUCCUAGCAGACCUUGAGGACAGCAAUAUAUUCUCAGUUAUAGCAGGCAAGAAGCUGUAUAAUGCACCAACAGACUAUGAAUUCUGUAUAAAGCCCAAUAAGGUGAGAAAUGAAUCGAAGGAGCUAAGAAUGUUGUGUGCUGAAGAUGAGCACAGCAGGAGCUGCUGGCUGACUGCCUUCCGACUCUUUAAGUAUGGAAUUUUGCUUUAUCAGAACUAUAAGAUACCCCAACAGAGGAAAACUUUACUUUCACACUUUUCAACACCAGUGAGGAGCGUCUCGGAAAACUCUCUGGUAGCCAUGGAUUUCUCAGGAAGAAUAGGAAGGGUGAUAGACAACCCCGUUGAAGCCCAGAGUGCGGCUAUGGAGGAGGGCCACGCCUGGAGGAAACGAAGCCAGCGAAUGAACAUCCUGGGGAGUCCUAGUCCUCUCCAUUCUUCUUCCCUCAGCACAGUCAUUCACAAAACACAGCUGUGGUUUCAUGGGCGAAUCACCCGGGAAGAGUCCCAUAAAAUGAUAAUUCAACAAGGGCAAGUUGAUGGGUUAUUCCUUCUGAGAGAUAGUCAGAGCAAUCCAAAGGCAUUUGUUCUCACAUUGUGCCAUCAUCAGAAAAUAAAGCAUUUCCAGAUCUUGCCUUGUGAAGAAGAUGGACAGACGUUCUUUACCCUUGAUGACGGAAAUACCAAAUUCACUGACUUAAUCCAGCUCGUGGAAUUUUACCAGCUGAACAGAGGAGUCCUGCCCUGCAAGCUGAAGCACCCCUGCACAAUAGUGGCCUUAUGACCUUGAACUCAAUUUUGCCUAAAAACUGGAUUUUUUGUGUAAUAUGUCGCUGAUGGCUUUGGCUCAGCAGCUAAUCUGAGCUCUUCGGCAUUCUGUGAUUGAAAAGCCGAGACGGAUGUGAUUAAGAAAAAGACGGUUUUAAGAACAAUUCUUCAUUAUUUGCCAACAAUCCCUGAUUUACUGGCAAACAGCACAGUUGAAUGAUCGCAAUUUGAAAGUAUAUCUAAAGACACGAGAGCCUGAGUGUCUUUCACAUGCUUUUUUUAAGGCUACAUUUUUGUGUACAAUCAACUGGAAACGAUUAUCAGGCUUGGCCACUUUAAAAAAAAAAAUGAAGGUAAUUGGUUUGGAGAGAACUCUUUUCCCUGGAAUAUUCUUGACAACCUAGAUAAAGCUGAUUGUUUACUAAGUGACUUUUUUUAGUAUUUUAUUUUAUUUUUGCACUCCUGAACUGAAAACAACCUUUACCAUGAACUGACAUGGCAUUGCAAAUGCAACAUUAUUAUUUUCUCUAAACCGAAAUCUUCCGUGAGAAAUCCUUCUGAGAUAAUUGGAUUAUAAAAGAGCUGACCAUGGAAAAAGUCACAGCUGAGACUAAUCUCUGGGACAUUUUUUUCCAAACACCUAUUACCAUGUAGCCAUCUUAAGAAUUGUUCCCUAAAGCAACUGGAGUCACAAGACGGAGCUCGAGAAAAACAAGGAAUCUAUAAAUGCCAUAUAAAACAGUUUGCAGGAUUUUCUUUUCUCAUGCAACUCAAGGAGUACAACAUUUAUGCAUUUGGGAGGAUUGCUUGGCAUCAGUUUGUAGGCUGUUUUGCAGGUCAUUUCAUAACCUUUUGUGUUUUUCGUAUGGAAUAUUUAUCACCGCAGUUUGCUUGACAUUUUAUAUCCUAUAUGCUGUUUCCUUUGAGCAAAGUAAGGAUCAUCGAUCAAUUUCAGCAUCAUUCCUUGAUUUUCCCAACGCAAAUGCAGGACAGUGGUCAGCACGUUCUAAAACCUGCUGACACUGCGGUACAAGACAGGACAUUUUGUAGUUUUUUUCACAUGACAUAGAAAAUGUAUUUUAGGAUGGAGAAGUUUUCAAUAGAUAUGCAUUUUGACUUAUCUGUUUUGCAGCUUAAUUUUAUAACCACUGAUUAAUGGCAGCUUCUUUAACAAAGCUGCAUUAAUUGGAUUUGCAAACUGUCAUUGUAUUGCAGUCAUCUGCCUGUCAGUAUGGUGUAACUGGAAAUCUUAGUCUUUCUGCUGCAAAAUUCAGUCUUGACUUGAUUGAAUUGUGAGUGUAUUAUUCCCUUACUAUAUUUUGAAUUAAGAGUGCACUGUGAAGCCCCAGUUUGUUUUUUCAGCCUUACCUAUUGAACGAGUAGGAAUCUUCAAAGCUUUAUAUUAUCCUUUUUACAUAAAGGAAAACAUUUAGACUUUUUAUAGGUCUAAGCAUGAUAUACAAUAGAAGACUUGGGAAAUAGCCACACAAAACAACUCCAAAUAUUUCAUUUAAGCUCAAUACACAUUAUAUUUAUUUUUUAAGAAUUAAAAAGACUUGAAUUUGCUCUUUCAGUAUCAGGGCUGUCGAUACCACCAUAGCAUCACUGGUUUUCCAAAAAUAUGUUGAAGCUUGUGUUUAAAGUUGACUUGAAUGUUUGGAAAUUAGGAAGCAUUUUUCUGUUUGAAAUGACAUGCUGAUUAAUGUUGUAGUUAAGUAACAGUUAUGCAGGUUUAAGUAUUUUCUGUGUGUAAGGAAACCAUGGAAAUUGUCCAUUUUUGUUAUCCACAUCCCUUGAACAGCUAUUAUAUAUUCUACAGCUCUUAAACACUUUCAAAAGGUUACAAUACAGGUUUUUCAAAAGUUAUUUUCUUCUCUUCGUCAAUCUCAUUUAGUAAACAUCCAAUAUAGAAAAUAGUAUAACCGUUUUUUCUUGUGUUAUCCUGCUGUUUUUCGGUUUUCUAGAAGUAGGAAAUAAACUCCUCCCAGAAUACUCGCUUGAACAGCGUGGUGCCACUCUGACGUUUCUUCGACUUAUUUUUCAUCUGCCUGAAUUAGUUGCAGCAAGACUUUCCAAAGGUGGCUUCUAUUGGACUGCUCACAGUCAGGUGUAGCAUAGGACUUAUUCAUAGAUCUUCCUGAAGAUGCAAAAUUGAUUAGACUGUUACGCAACACUAAGAACAAUAACCUUUCACAUUUGGGGUAUUCGUGUUCUAAGUGGGGGAAAAAACCCAAGCGCAUAACUUUGAUUUGAUUUAGAGAGUGCAGAUGUGAGAGCAAGAAUUUGAAAACUGUUUUAAGCAAAUCUCUGCAAAACACUGUCAAGUGUCGUCGGCAUGAAACAGGUGUUACAUCUUGAGCAUGUUUUGUUGUUUUUCAUUUUAGUUGUUAGUCUUCCCGCUGUUUGCUGUUAGAGGGCACGAUUCCCUCCUCACCCCUGCGAUCUGACAUCCUUCAAGGAGAAGCAGUGAUGUUUUUCUGCUUGGGUUGCUUCCAUGGCUUAAUUAUAUUUGAGGAAAAAUUCAUUAGAAUCAUGUACUAUAUAUAUGUAUCUAAUAAGUAUAUGGAACUACAGAACACAUGUAGAUGCAACACUGUAUUUUAGGUUACAGAUCACUAUUUACUGCAUUUGUUUUUUAUCAUAACUGCAUAUAAAAUGAAGAAACUUGAUUUUAGUGUGUUUUUUAUUUGACAAGUGUAUAUAUUGUUUAUCAUAUUUGUUUUUCAUUGUUGUCACAUAAAAUGACCCUUUAAGAUUAUAUGUUUUAUGUUUAAAUUAAGCUAAUUUUAAGAUCUUAAACUUGACUCUUGGCAUGCAUCUUUACAAGUUAAGAACAUUUUAAGCUAAGUAAAAUGCAAUUCAUAAACUCACUGGUUAAAAGUUAUUUUUGUUUGGCUUAACUAUAGUGAAAUACUAACUAUCUUCUGUCUAACAUAAUAGUAGGGAAUGACAUGUUCUCACUUAAUGUUGUCUUUCUAUAGUUAACAGUGCAUCAUCACCUAAUUCUGAGCUGGUAACACAUUGAAAAAUAAGUGACUGAAGGAAAUGUACUUUUUCUAUUUAAGUGACAUGAAUGUAUCUGGGUUGCUCAGGGUUGAAUUGGAGCCUGUUGAUAACUGGUCUUUCAGACCAGUGAGAUUUUAUUUUUUACCAAUAAUUAAUGUAGUAAUGUUGAAUGAGUUGAGGAGGAGACACCAAACAGUUUUUGGUUAAUAGUUUGCUUUAAGGUUGUAUUAUAUUAGUUGUCAAAUGCAACAGUACUUUUUUCAUUUUCUUUUUAAAUAAGCAGCAGGUGCCUCAGUUUAGAAAUCCUUUCUCUCUGCACUAACACAUACCUGAGCAAUUGACCAAUCAUUGAGCCUUUUUCAGUGAUGACUCUUGUGCUUUGCAUAUAUUGUCACAAUGCAAGAUUUAGUAACUGUAAAAAGGAGUAAAGUAAAAUAUUUCAGGGAAUGCAAAAAAGAUUUAAGUUUUUAUCUUUUUUUAAGAGAAUCCUGUAUUCAUAAUGUGCUUUGCUUCAUUCUGUAAAUAGUUGAAUGGCUUAUGAAUCUUAAUUGUAACCUUUUCAGGUAUUUUUGUACAAAUAAGGGACUGAUAUAUUCUGUUUAUUGUAAUUAGAAUAAAACAUUAAUACAUUGAUAUACAUUUAAA
Messenger RNA from Lepisosteus oculatus (spotted gar), 5837 nucleotides. RefSeq names its product growth factor receptor-bound protein 10b (gene grb10b). Gene Ontology annotation, biological process: negative regulation of insulin receptor signaling pathway; negative regulation of Wnt signaling pathway; insulin receptor signaling pathway. The record is from RefSeq and is a predicted model, not a curated record. Lineage: Eukaryota; Metazoa; Chordata; Actinopteri; Semionotiformes; Lepisosteidae. Gene Ontology annotation, molecular function: insulin receptor binding.